Messenger RNA from Trichoderma aggressivum f. europaeum, 1083 nucleotides. RefSeq lists its product as uncharacterized. The transcript is spliced from 3 exons. The record is from RefSeq and is a predicted model, not a curated record. Lineage: Eukaryota; Fungi; Ascomycota; Sordariomycetes; Hypocreales; Hypocreaceae. Bases 1 to 1083 code for a protein of 360 amino acids.
AUGCCCAAGAUGACGCCCGACUACGAAGUAAGACUGCAGCUCGACCCUGAGGCAGUGCUCAACUCCGAACACGGUCUGGAGUCGGAUAUCCUGGAAUUCUUCAAAGUAUCCGAGAAGGGUCUACAAAUGAACGUCCAGUUUCUCGACAAAUGCUGCAAAGACAUAUACAAUGCCGGCUGGUGUGUGCGAAUCCGCAAGGUGGAAGAGAAACCCCACCUCGAGCUGACAUACAAGAAACGGUACGACAUCAACAACGGCACCAUUGACGAGACACUCUCCAUCAGCAGGGAGAAGCAGGUGUCGCAUUCUGGCAAGACCGAGCUGGAGCUCCCCGGGCCGAGCGACUCGCGUAAAAUGGCAAUCAAGGAGGAACCCGACAAGUUUGACGAUUGGGGGCCUGGCGACGACUGGGGGACCAAGACGCUGGCGAAGGCGAGAGUGUUUGGUCCAGUUCUCGCCAAACGCUGGAUCGGCGAGUGGAAUGACAUUGAAGUGUAUAUCGAGGUUUGGCCAAUUCCCGAUGCUGAAGGGACGGGAACGGAGUGCAUCGUCGAGGCGUCGUUCAAGACGGACAGCUAUAAGACGGCCUCUGCCGGGCGCAUCAAUCUCACCAGCCAAUUGCAGGCUCACGACUGGGUUCUUGCUGAAGACUCUCUCAAGACAAAGCUUAUUCUAGAGCGCUGUUCAUGCUCCAAAGAGCGCGACACACCAGAAUCCGUGCAAGCAGCGCUUCGCACCAAGCUCAAUAGUCUGCGAGACAAGGCUCACGCUGGAGAUCAUCUCGGGAGCAAGCUGCAAUGGGGCGACAUAUAUGAGAUGUGGAUCGAAAUCCAAAACAACACGUCAAGAUGGCUGUGUGGUGCAGGCGGCUGGCAAGUCAAUCACGGCUGGUUCGAGUCCACCGCCGUGGGAGACACUGGGCCCGGCGAUGUGUGCUAUAUUCACAUGGGUGGAGGCGCCUUGUAUGGAAUCGAUUGCGUUGCCUACUUUCGUUUGGACGGGGAAUCGAGCAAUUCGUGGUUCCAGUGGUGGUUUGGCCCCAAUGAGCCUGCGGAGGAGCUUGUUGAGAUGUGGUCUCUAUGA